Molecule: messenger RNA, 1407 nt
Organism: Diaporthe batatas
Lineage: Eukaryota; Fungi; Ascomycota; Sordariomycetes; Diaporthales; Diaporthaceae
Exons: 7
Coding region: 1-1407 (468 amino acids)
Biological process (GO): glucan catabolic process
Molecular function (GO): hydrolase activity, hydrolyzing O-glycosyl compounds
Source: RefSeq, a predicted model, not a curated record
AUGGCAUCAGCGGUGAUAGUGCAUUUGCUGUUCUUUCUCUUCCAGAGCUCCGUGACUUCUGCCGCUUCACCGUUUGCAGGUGUCAAUAUCGCUGGUUUCGAUUUUGGCUCUGAUACACAGGGGAAGCACAAUCUAAGUAAUGCUUUUGGUCCUGUGAUCACCAUCGGCAACGGCAACAGUGAUGGUGCAGCCCAAAUGCGGCAUUUCGUCCAAAAGGGGCUAAACACUUUCAGAUUACCGACUACUUGGCAGUUCAUGAUCAAUAGCAACAAUCUCAACGGCAGCGCCGUCAACAUCGCAGCCAGCGGUUUCACGACGUCAGAUGGAACGCUGGACCAGAAUAAUACUGCACAGUAUGAUCAGCUUGUUCAAGAUUGUCUUGCAACCGGAUCUUAUUGUAUUGUUGACAUCCACAAUUAUGCUCGCUUUGAGGGCCAGAUAAUUGGCCAGGGAGGCCCAACCAAUGAGCAGUUUGCGAGCCUCUGGUCACAAAUUGCUACCAAGUACAAAAACGAAUCUAGAGUGAUCUUCGGCGUGAUGAACGAACCGCAUGAUAUUCCGGACCUUUCUUUAUGGGCCAACACAGUGCAGGCAGCUGUCACUGCUAUUAGAAUGUCGGGUGCUACUAAGCAACUGAUUCUGCUGCCUGGGACCGACUUCACCGGGGCUCAAACAUUCAUUAGCAACGGUUCUGCUGGAAACCUCAGUCGAGUCCAUAACCCAGACGGAACAAACACGAGCCUAAUAUUUGAUGUUCAUAAGUAUCUGGACUCAGAUGGGAGUGGGACACAUCUCGAAUGUGUCUCAGACCACAUUCAAGAUACAUUCACUCCUCUCGCUCAGUUCUUGGCCGCCAAUGGCCGUAAAGCCAUACUGAGCGAGACUGGAGGAGGCAACACCACUUCCUGUAUCACGGAUCUAUGCAACGAACUGGCUUUUAUCAAUAUGAACACAGGAUCCUUCAUCGGGUAUACUGCUUGGGCAGCCGGGGGCUUCUCGCCAUUCGACUACAGUUUGACAUUGACACCAAAGGGGUCUGCAGGCAAUUUCACCGAUCAGGAAAUUGCAAGUCUUUGCGUCAUCGGCACGCGGGUUGGAUAUUACAAUGAGACUGCAACCAAUGUCACCGAGACUGCAAGCUCGUCACAUUACUCGCAAUCCCAUUCUGUGUUGCCGCAGCCUGAAGUGGUACUCACAGCUGGUGUGCAGAAUAUCAAUCGGUGUGGGUGGAUUGGGAGUAUCACAGCACUAGCUGCUGUCUCUGAAAAACGAGAGUUGCCCCCCCCCCCCUGUUUUAUGACCCCUGUCAAAAUUUUUAAAGGUUUAUUAAAAAGUAGUCUUCUUUUAAUAACUUUAUUACUACUUAACCUAAAAAUAUAUAAAAAAUAUAUUUAUAAUCCUUAUUAA